AUGCCUGCUAUCUCCCAUCUAACGGAACAAGAAAAAGACGUCCUAAUCACCAAAUUAAUCGAUGCCAUCACCUGGUCCUGCCACACACCCUGGAGCCUCUUCAGCCCCCGGGGUCUCAAAUCACUUACAGAGGGUUACGGCAACGAAUGGUCACUGUUACGCGAUAUGGAAACAGAAUCUCUCGAACAGACUCUCCAUGUAGCACUAAUAACCAUCGCAAUUAUCCGUAACGAUGUGGCAGAGCUAAACCGCGUACUUGAUCAGAAUAACACUCCAGCAAUGCCAGCAGUACCCAACUUUGUUUUUGAAGGUAGUACUCGCUUUGGUAUUAACCUUAUCGACAUCACCGCAAGAAUCGGGAGCGGGGAUCUAAUCUCAGCCCUUGCCGCGCGCGACUCCCCGAUGGUGUCUUCUAGCUGGGUAUAUUUGAGUUAUCAUAAUCGGAGGCCGUGGAUUAUUGCAGCUCGUUGUGCAAAUAGGGCCUUCUUUGAGGCUUUGUUGAAGUAUGCAAAGAAUCAGAGGGCGUACAAUUUCCAGGUCCCACUUAACACGGCGCUGCGGGGCGCGAUUCGGGCCCGCAAUAUGGAUAUGAUGGAGUAUCUAGAAUCAAUCUGUGAAGCCCCGGUCGCGUUUCCUGCCAUGCUUCGCGACGCUAUAGGGACUGGGGAUGUGGAGAUCGUCCGGUGGUGUUUACGACAGAAGGACUGCCACGUGCACGGUUCGGGGCCAUACAAAGGCCCGCUAUGGGUCGCGCUACAUGAUUGCCCCAGGGCGACGAGGCCGGCCAUUCUUAAAAUGCUUCUAGAACAUGGCUUUGAUCCGAAUGACAUUGAUCCUGGGAACCGGGAGAAUCCCCUUCAGUACGCGAUUAGGACCCAGGAUGUUGAAUCUGUGAGGUUCCUUGUGCAGUAUGGGGCUGAUGUGAACGUGGACUCUUCGACAUCAGCCUGGACCGAGAAACAGAGGUCACCGUUGGCUUUGGCAGUGUUCAAGUCCUUUGAUAUUAUGCAGCUGCUCUUAGAGAAUGGGGUGAUCAGAAGAUGGUCAUGGAGGGGGAAAGAGCAUGUUUUAAAAAUUGAUACUAAGGCUUUUCAUCACAUAGAGGGUGUCUUUAAGGAAUUGGGCUUUGACGAACUGGGAGUACAGGAGAAAUACAUCGGGCAUUAUAUUAUAGUGAAUGGGUGA
Messenger RNA from Aspergillus nomiae NRRL 13137, 1185 nucleotides. Its product is annotated as ankyrin repeat domain-containing protein. Gene Ontology annotation, molecular function: protein binding. The coding region runs from base 1 to 1185 and encodes 394 amino acids. The transcript has a single exon. NCBI's taxonomy places the organism in Eukaryota, Fungi, Ascomycota, Eurotiomycetes, Eurotiales, Aspergillaceae. The record is from RefSeq and is a predicted model, not a curated record.